Molecule: messenger RNA, 4372 nt
Organism: Diabrotica virgifera virgifera (western corn rootworm)
Lineage: Eukaryota; Metazoa; Arthropoda; Insecta; Coleoptera; Chrysomelidae
Gene: Agpat1
Product: 1-acyl-sn-glycerol-3-phosphate acyltransferase alpha
Exons: 5
Coding region: 93-929 (278 amino acids)
Biological process (GO): phosphatidic acid biosynthetic process
Cellular component (GO): endoplasmic reticulum; membrane
Molecular function (GO): 1-acylglycerol-3-phosphate O-acyltransferase activity
Source: RefSeq, a predicted model, not a curated record
CAUAAAUUAUUAUUUAUCUACAUUGUUUAGUGCACCACAUUUGAAAAAUUGAUUUAUUUGGUAUGUUGUAAAUUAUCAAGAAAGGGUUCGGAAUGACUGCAACAUACACCGAAAUCAUUUUAGCUAGUUGUAUCUUAAUCCUCCCGUUUCUUUAUGAAGCAAGUUCGGUUUUUAGAUACCACCUGAAAUUUUUCCUUUAUUAUGCCUUGGUGAUGGUUAAUUCUGUUAUUCUCAUCCCUGUGUACUGUUUUAUGCCUGGGAACGUGAGGAAUCUUCUAUUAGCUAGUGAUUUUUGCCGAUGGAUUACCACUCUUCUCGGCAUACGAUGGGUGCUGCGAGGGAAAGAAAAUUUGGAGAAGGAUCAGGCGUGUAUCGUCGUUUCGAACCACCAAAGUUCUUUAGAUAUUAUGGGCAUGUUUCAAUUUUGGCGGGUGAUGGACAAAUGCACCGUCAUCGCCAAAAAGGAGCUACUUUAUACCGGACCUUUUGGCCUGGCGGCUUAUUUGUGCGGUCUCAUUUUCAUACCUCGGGUGCACGCCGAGAGAGCAAAGACCAUCAUGAACGAAGCUGCUCAAAAAAUUAAGACUGAUAAGGUUAAAUUAUGGGUAUUUCCAGAAGGCACUCGACGAAAUGACGGGACGAUUCACCCUUUCAAAAAGGGCGCAUUCCACAUGGCCAUAACAAAUAAGUUACCUAUUGUGCCAGUGGUAUAUUCCAGGUACUACUUCUUAGAUAAGGAUAUCAAAAGAUUUGAUCACGGAAAGGUAAUUGUGACAGCCUUACCUCAAAUCGACACUGCAGACUUAACGAUCGACGACUUGGAGGACCUGAUGGAAAGAACGAGAGCUCUAAUGCAAUCGGCCUUCAACGAAGCCAGCAAAGAAGUGAUUGACGGAUACAUUCCCAACUCUAGUCAGAAAGUAACAUGAGAUUUACACGAUUGUCUCGAGCCUACAGGUAUAGGUAGCUAGUUUUUACGUUUUUUCGGAAAACUUCAGCACUUUUUAGUUUAGUGACCAGGAUUUGUACUAGGGCAGUCCGAUAAGUACUUAGCAUUAGCAUUCAAAGAAAAACGAAAAUUUUGGAAAAAUGGCGAUUUAUUUCUGAACGUAGUCUCCUUUUGACUUUAUACUCUUAACCCAGCGAUGCUCCACCUUCUUUAACCCGUCUGCAAACCUUUUUUCUCGAACUUCUGCAAAGUAGGCUUCCGUGGCGGUGAUAAACUCUUCAUUUUACUUAAAUUUCAGUCCUGCGAGUGAUUUUCUGGAAAUAAAAAGAAGUCGUACAGGGCCAAAUCUGGAGAAUACGGUGGAUGUGACAGCAGUUCGUACCCCAAUUCGAGCAAUUUUUCCUUGGUGACGACGGUGAACCGGUGCGUUUUGAUAGUGGAAGAGUACCUACUUUUUUCUUCGACAAUUGGGGCUGUUUUUUCUGCAAUUCGGCGUCGAGUAAAACCCUAUGACUGGUUUGCCCUUUUCCAGAAAAUUGAUAUAGAUCGUACCUUGUGAAUCCCACAAAAUGAUGACCAUCACCUUUUCCGCCGAUUGGUCAGUCUUCGCCCUCUUCGGAGCACGUUCGGGGGCGACGUCUACUGUAUCGACUGUUCCUUGGUCUCCGGUGUGUACCAGUAGAACCAUGUUUCUUCGACGGUUAUGAAACAAAGUAGAAACUCCUUUAUAUCACGCUUAAACAGUCUCAGACACUUCUCUGAGUAGUCUCAUGGUUGCGUUUAUUGUCCGGAUUGAGCAAACGCGGCACCCAUCGCGCCGACAGCUUUCAUAACCAAAAGUCAUGUAAAAUAUGACACACGCGAUCUCUUGACAUGCCUACUGUCUUAGCUAUCUCGCGCAUAUUCAGUCGGUGGUCUGCCAAUACGAGAUCGUGGAUUUGUUUCACGUUUUUCUCUGUGGUAGGCGUUUUCUGGGCACUUGGGCGUGACUUAUCAAAUACCGACGUGCUAUCACGUUGAAACUCAUUAAACUAAUUUGUGAUAGUCAACAUCGAAGGAGAAGAGUCACUGUACACGACAUCCAAGCGCUCUUUGAUUUCGCUGCGGGAUUUCCCUUCCAAAAAUUUUUGCUCUUUUUCAUUUUUCUAAAAUUCACAGAUACGCCCGUUAACACACGCGUUUAAGACAAAACGACGAGUCCGAUUCGGCUGAGAUUUUGACACAGGCCCAGUGCCCAGUGUUGUUAACUCCGCAACUGAAUAUUUCCGUAGAGGGCGCUUCAAAAAUCCGUAGAAAUCCGUAGUGCAGAAAUUUGACAGAAAAUGACAGACCAAAAAAAAAAGAAGAAUAAUGACACUUGACAGACCAAAAAGAAGAAGAAUGACACUUGACAGACCAAAAUAGAAGAAGAAUGACAAUCGACAGACCAAAAAGAAGAAGAAUGGCACUUGACAGACCAAAAAAAGAAGAAGAAUGACACUUAAUAGACUAAAAAAGAAGAAGAAUGACAUUUUAAGAGUAAAAAAUCCCCAUUUUAGCUUCUUGAUGGCUGCAGCUGAAAAAUCCAGGCGCGCGACUUUUCCCUAACACGACUCUACCUUAUCGGCAGAGUCUACGAGUACGAGAAGUGUACGGUAAAUUGAAGGUGUAAUUACAAAGAAAGAAAUAUAUAAUGUCUUUGUACUCACUUUAUCACGCUUAAAGAAUUACGGGAUCUGGCCCUGGAUUCCGUGCACUGUAGAUAUCUACAUGUCGCUUUCUAUUGGUGUCAAUUUUCGUAAAAAUAUUUGAAUUUUAGCUUUAAUUGAAUUAUUUUCUAGUUUUGCUAGGUUAUACUCUAAUUGAUGCUGAAGUGAGACUUAGUAAAACAAGAAAAUAUUUGAAUUAAAACUAAAAAUUCAAAUAUAUUGACAUUAAUAGAAAGCGAUAUGCGCAGUGUGAAUAUAUUUUAAUUUUUAGUUUUAAUUCAAAUAUUUUCUUGUUUUACUAAGUCUCACUUCAGCAUCAAUUAGAGUAUAACCUAGCAAAACUAGAAAAUAAUUCAAUUAAAGCUAAAAUUCAAAUAUUUUUACGAAAAUUGACAUCGAUAGAAAGCGACAUGUAGAUAUCUACAGUGCACGGAAUCCAGGCCCUGGAUUUCAAUGCAUAUUUUUUUUAAUAAUUCUCGUAUCAAAGUUACGCGUCAAGUUAGUCGUAUUGAUGACAGUUGGGGAAACGUCCGCGACCCGAAAAAUCCGUAGCAAUGUGGUCGAUAUCCGAAAAUCCAAAAUAAUUUCGAAAAUCCGUAAAUCUACGGAAAAUCCGUAGGGUUAACAACACUGCACAGGCCGUCUACGGGAGGAGACGUUAAUUUGUCCAAUUCGUUCCUCUAUUUGCGCAUGUGCAAGCAAUGUCAUAUAAAGGAAUCUUUUAUUUUGACAAUUGACAUUAAAUAUUUUUGUAAAUUUGUAAAAAAUUAUAAAAAUAACUUUUAAAAUGUGCUGAAAUUCUGUAUAAAAUCUGCUGUUACCUGUAAUGUAGAUAAAAAGUAAAAUAAGAUCAUGGAAAAGAGUAAAACGUUGACUUUAAUUAGUAUUUUGUCAUUUAAAGAACAGAACAACAUAGAACAUAACCGAUAAUAAUCAUCCUGCAAUAUAGAAGUACAUUUAGAAAUAAAUACUCUAUUUUAGGAGUUGUUAAAUACUUGUGCAUAUUAUGGGUAUAUAAAAUGGGGAAUUUAUGGACAAUGUAUUGCUAUCCAGUUCUCAACUACAGCAGUUGAAGUGCUUCCAUUAUAAAUAUUGCUUGUUAUUGAAAGAUUUGGUAUUUUGAAGAGAUUUUUCAUAUUGAUAUGUGAAAUGAGAUGCAAUGCAAGAAAUCUUUUGUUCAAAGAAUAUCAGCUUUACAAAUAUUGCAGUUGUUUAGAGAAAACAUUGAAAUACUGGCAACUGAGCCUGCGGUUAUUUAAUGGAACAAGCUGUGGCAGUACAUUUUUAACUAGGAGAAAAUCUAGUGCAAAUAUUUAUGUGUGUGUUUGUUUGUUUUAAAAUUUUGCCAUUUAAGGCAAAUACAGUAAAAAUUCCGUUAACCGAAAUGUCUUGACAGUUUAAAUAAUUUUGUCAAUAAAAAGUAAAUUAAACAGCAAUAAAAUUAAGCAAAUUGAACAUGUUUAGAGUGUUUUUUUUUAGGAAUCUUCUAUUUUCUUUUGUGUUUCCCUUCGACAACGAUGUUUUGUAGCUCUAUCUCUCCAAUACUAUGUAAUUUGAUAAAAGGAGAAUACAAAAAACAAUGUUAUUUUUAACCGAAAUUCUUGUUAUCCGAAACAGCCUCCCCCUCAAUUAUUUCGAUUAAUGGAGGUUUUACUGUAAAUGGCUAAUGUUGAUAAUAUAUUAUUUUUCUUGGAUUGCAGUUUGUUAAUAAAUUUAUAAAUAUGUACAUACAUGA